GUGAAAUAAUGGCAACUAAGCCGAAAAAAGAAGUGCUUUGUGAUUAUUGCGGAAGCAAUAACGAAGCCAAGCACAUUUACUCGGCCCAAAAGUCGUUCGUCAGCCGGAAAGUGUUGGAACUGCUUGAGAUCAUAACUCACAAAAACCUGCCCAAUAAUGUGGGCUUCAAGGUAUGCUUUCUGUGCGCCUCCACGCUGAUGUCCACCGUUGGUGUCAUUGAGAAAACGCAGAAACUGGUGGACGACUGCCUUGUUACUCUUGCCAACAAGAAAAAGAAGCCAGUGGCGAAGGGAAAAGAAGUGGCAGAAGAAGAAGCGAAGGAGGCAGUACAUGUGGUGGAAGAGUCCCACAGUGAUUCGGAAGAGGAAGACAAUCAGCCAGAGGAAGACGAUGACGUGGUUGAUAUUACCGAAGACGGGGAAAAGCCAGAGCCAAAAAUAACUACGCCAAAAAUCACAACUCCUAAAAUCAGUACUCCAAAAAUCACUUCUCCUACCAAAAAGGUAAAUACAACCAUUAGGCAGCGAAGCAAGUCAAUGGCUGCUCUUUCGGUGUCUCAAAUAAAUCACAUAACCCAGAGUCCCAUCGGGGGUUCGCCCAAAAAAGUCCAGCUCAAGCAGACCACUCUCGUGGACACUUCACAGGCUAAGCAAACGCCGAAAAAGCAAGAUUCCCGGCAGGAGGAUAACCUCAUUGAUUCCGUUAAGAUAACGCCCUCCAAGGAGAUUGCACCCAAAAAGAAGGUGUUCCUGCAGCUAUUCGGCUCGAGCAAUGGCGAGCAACUGGAGACCGAGAGCGACACUGACGAGAGUGACACUGAACAGAGUAAGAGAUUGGUUCAGGUUACGCCUCAGGAGUUCGAUUGCAGGAUGUGCGACUUUAAAUCAAAGUUUCCGAAGCUCUUUAAGGAGCACCUGACGAAGGAGCACGGCCAGCAGAGGCCACGAAUCUAUUAUUGUGAUGCCUGUCCCAAGAGCUUUGGUGUUCUGAAGUCACUCAAAGAUCACUUGUCCACCGCUCAUGGAGUGACAUUGGAGAGUGCUGCCGACGCUGCAACCAAAAAACCGAAACCGAAGGAGGAGAAGCCAAAGGAUGCAAAACUAAAGAAGGGAAAAGCUACGGAAGCUAAGUCCAAGCCGGAAAAUGGAAAGGAAACCAAGGAGAACAUACCGGAAGAGGAUUCUGAUGUACCAGUUGAUUUAAAUGCCUCCGAAGUCAAGAAUAAGAUUGUAGAAAAAGUAAUAAACAAUGAUUAUACAUUCGCAGUGAAUGGAUCCAGUGCAUCCACACCCAUGUCUGGUUCCGAUACCCCACAAUUCGCUGAAUUUAAGUGCGACAUUUGCGACAGCGAGUUCACCAGCGCGAAACUAAUGCAGGAACACAUUAAGAAGGCCCAUGGCAUCGAGAAGCCCAAGAUCUUCAAGUGCCAAAUCUGCGGGAGGUCCUUGGCCACCAAGAAGACCCUGGCGCACCACAUUAAAUUGCACCAGGAGGGGGCCGCCGAUACCAAGCGAAAGAUUUUGCAGGAAGAUGAAAAGGAUGCUGAUAAUCUAGACAGUUCCAAGAAGGAGGCUGCAGCUCCAGUUGAGGGCAAUACGGCUGCCAAGACAGACACCACCAAGGAAAGUAAAAAGGAGAAGGCACCGAAGAAAGUUAAAGAGGAUAAGCCCAAAAAUCAAGAGGCACCGAUAGAAGCUCCAAAGGAAACUACCCAACCCGAGGAUACAGAACGGCCUGUAUCUUCAUUCAAAGCCUUGAAUGAGUCGGCAGUCAAGAAGAAGCGUUCCGAGAAAACAGUCACUAAUGAUGAUCCAUUCGCAUUGUCGCCCGUGGUUGGAGGCGAGUCUCCGAAAGUCCCUAAAUUCAAGUGCGAUGUCUGCGAUAGCGUGUUCUCCUCCGUCAAGCUAAUGAAGAAUCACGUUGAGAAGGCCCACGGCAUCGAAAAGCCAAAGAUCUUCAAGUGCCAUAUCUGCCAGAAGUCCCUGGCCACCAAGCAGACACUCACGUACCACAUUAAGACUCUCCACGAGGAGGAGGCGAAGGAAAAUGUGGAGAAAGAUGAGGAGGAUUUGGAUAAUGUAGACAGCCCCGUGGCGGUGGCCGAGCCGAAGAGGAAGAAGGCUGUUAAGAAGAGUCUUCCCAGGGAAGAAGGUGAGACUGCCACAACCGCUGAAGCUAAGCCCCAAGAGGUUGAAACUUUAAUGGCUGCUCCCAAGUCGCCCGUCAAGAAGGUCAAGAAGGACAAGAAGCAAGCGAACAACUCCCAAGAUGACUCGCUGCCUUCCGUCUCUUUGGAUGGGGACAAGCUCAACAAAUCCGGGAAACGCAAGCUUAAGGUCAACCAAUCGGUGGACCAAGAUGGGCCAGCCAGCUCCAACAAUGAUUCCACGAUGGAGGAAUCUGUUUCCUCGCAGCAGCUGCUGAACGAAGUCAACACCAACGUCCGGCCGCACAAAAAGGCCAGACUGGAUUCCAUAAUUUCGAUUGGGGAAGAGAGCAACCUGGACAGCACCACCGACGAGACCACCGACUUCAACUGCAACCAGUGCGGCAAGACCGUGACCUCGCGCAAGCGUCUGGACUCUCAUAUCCAGAAGAAACACGGCGUGAAGCUCCAGUGUCCGUUGUGCAAGGACAGCCACCGCCUACAGUUGGACUAUGUGGCGCACUUUGCCGACUGCAGUGCUCUCGAUGGUCUGCCCUGCGGUGUUCCAAUGUGCAAGAAGGUCUUCGCCGAUGCCAACUACCUGAGCACCCACCUCCGGAAGCGCCAUCAGUGGUCUUAGAAUUGUUACAUUUAUAUUUUUGUUUUUAAACUUUUCAUCACUUUUUGACCAUCUUUUGUUAAGUUAGGUUGUAGACCUUAAUCAUAAUUUUAUGUAUCAUCCGGGUACAUUGCUUUAAAUUUUUUAAAUAUUUUUUUAAACAAAUAAGAAAUGGAAAGGUCCCUCUUCACUCCAUGAAAGUAAAAAAAUGUACGCAAGAAGUUACAUUAACUUGAAACCUCACGAGGAGUUGUGCAAAGAAAAAGAGAGUGUUUUACUUUAAAAGAAUACAAAAUAGUACCUUAAGUACCUUAAGAGUUGUAACUGAUAAUAAAGACUGUCAAUUGACUCCAAUUCUUUCUAAUA
Messenger RNA from Drosophila ananassae, 3131 nucleotides. It is a transcript of the gene indra, whose product is annotated as zinc finger protein CG2199. NCBI's taxonomy places the organism in Eukaryota, Metazoa, Arthropoda, Insecta, Diptera, Drosophilidae. Gene Ontology annotation, cellular component: nucleus. The record is from RefSeq and is a predicted model, not a curated record. The transcript has 2 exons. The coding region runs from base 9 to 2786 and encodes 925 amino acids. Gene Ontology annotation, biological process: regulation of gene expression.